Colletotrichum higginsianum IMI 349063 is the source of this 1302-nucleotide messenger RNA. RefSeq names its product O-methyltransferase. The transcript is spliced from 4 exons. Lineage: Eukaryota; Fungi; Ascomycota; Sordariomycetes; Glomerellales; Glomerellaceae. Gene Ontology annotation, molecular function: O-methyltransferase activity. The record is from RefSeq and is a predicted model, not a curated record. Bases 1 to 1302 code for a protein of 433 amino acids.
AUGCCAUUCUCGGGACCAAACACAGCUAAUAGCUUGAACGGCGGAUCUACUCGUGGGUCCGAGUACUUGUGCACCGUGGAAAAUGUCACCGCAGAUGCGUUUGCUAGUGACAAAGACCGAGCGAAGGCACUUCAAGCAACGUACGAAGCCAUUGCCAGGUUGGAGUCACCUUGGGAGACCGUCGUCAGAAUCCAAGCAAACAUGUCUGCUGUUACACUCGGGCUCAAGAUCAUCAAAGAUGUGGGCUUGAUGCCCAAGUGGCACGAGAAAGGCAACAUCCCCAUGACAAGCGCGCAGCUCGCCGAGCUGGUCGGAAACUGUGAUCCUCAGCUUCUACAUUUUCUGACUGCCCAAGAUCGAUUUCUCCGGCUUCUGGCCUCGAACGGCUUUCUCGAACAGACCCCGGAUGAGAAGUUCAAACCGAAUCGGUUCUGUAUUGAACUCGCAGAUCCGGAUUUCAACAUGCUCACCGACUUCCAUUAUUUAAUUUGCGAAAAUGAAUAUCGCCUCAUGCCUGAAUACCUAGCCGAGAGAGGCUACAAGAAUCCCACUGAUCCACACGACACCGUGGUGAAAAAGUCCACCGGCUAUAAUGGAGACCUUUGGUCGUAUAUGAAGGAAAAUCCAAAGAUUGGGGAGUCGUUCAACAUUGUCCAAAAGGUAUCGACAACCAUGGAGCCAGCCUGGACAGACAUCUAUCCUCCCCAAAAUUUGGUGCACGAAUCUGACCCCAAACUUCCGCUCUUUGUCGACGUAGGCGGAGGCAUUGGUCAGGGCCUUCUGAAUAUUUACAAUAUGUAUCCGGAAGAAGCCUCGAGGCUUUAUCUCGAAGAUCUUGGAGAAGUCAUUGCUGAUGCAGACGCAAAGUCGAUUAUCCCCGCUACCGUCAACAAGCUGGAAUAUAACUUCUUCACGCCACAGCCAAUAAAGGGUAAAGCUCCAAACACAGAGCCAGCUACGCAGGGUGUUGACUGUGUAACAGAUGCACGAGCAUAUUAUCUACGUCAUAUCAUUCACGACUGGCCGGAUGAAUCAGCUCGAGAAAUCUUGCUGAUGCAGAAGAGUGCAAUGAAGCCUGGUUACAGCAAACUGCUCAUCUACGAUCAUGUACUCGACGACCAAAAAUGUUCCUCGGGCGCUGCUGCGUACGAUAUUGCAAUGAUGGUACAUUUUUGUGCACAGGAGCGCACAGAGAAACAAUGGCUGGCGCUGUUUGACUCUGUGGGACUCAGGGUGGCCAAGCUCUGGAAGAAGCCACCAGGCACUUCCAGUGUAAUUGAACUUGAAGUCCCGCUAUCUUAG